CAGGGAGAGCGCAAAAGAAAGAGUGGGUGAUAGAGGGAGGGAGAGAGAAAAUGCAAGCGGAGUGUGAGGCACAUGGCCAGUGAAUGAGAGAUCUUUGCUUCCUCUCAGUGAUGUCGUGUGAGGAGGCUCAGCUCCACAAAGAGAGGCUGCAGGCCUUGGCGGAGAAGCGAAAACGUCAAACUGAGAUCGAGGACAAACGAGGCCAGCUCGAUGACAUGGUGCUGCAGCUGCAACAUCUCAAGUCCAAAGCCAUGCGAGAGCGAUGGCUCCUCCAGGGAACGGGUCUGGAGGAAGAGAACGUACGGCGAACACAGCUGGAGCAGGAUGAAGAAAAAGGGAAGAGGCUGGAAGGCCUGAUACACAGUCUGGAGUCUGACAUCGUCACACUGGAGAGUGAAGAGUCACUGAUCUCGGCCAAGGAGCAGGUUCUACGAGAACGACUGAAAGAGACGGAGCGCUCGAUAGAAGACCUGCAGAAGAGUCUGAUGGCCCAGGAUGGAGAUGCCACCUGCUGCAUGUCCGCCCCCCUGUCGGACUGCACGGACCCCAGCCCCAGCCACCUCGGCCUGGCCACGCAGCCCCGGAGCGGCCCACCUGCCUCGGGAGAGCACGCCAUACCAAGACCUG
Pleuronectes platessa (European plaice) is the source of this 627-nucleotide messenger RNA. RefSeq names its product PALM2 and AKAP2 fusion (gene palm2akap2). Gene Ontology annotation, cellular component: membrane. Lineage: Eukaryota; Metazoa; Chordata; Actinopteri; Pleuronectiformes; Pleuronectidae. The record is from RefSeq and is a predicted model, not a curated record. Gene Ontology annotation, biological process: regulation of cell shape.